Staurois parvus is the source of this 401-nucleotide messenger RNA. Lineage: Eukaryota; Metazoa; Chordata; Amphibia; Anura; Ranidae. The record is from the annotation of a GenBank genome assembly.
GCAGUGGAUGUGGUAUACUUGGACAGAGGGGUGGUAGUGGACGUGGUAUACUUGGACAGAGGGGUGGCGGUAGACGUGGCUGUGGAUGUGGUAUAUUUGGACAGAGGGGUGGCAGUGGAUGUGGUAUACUUGGACAGAGGGGUGUCGGUGGACGUGGUAUACUUGGACAGAGGGGUGGCGGUGGACGUGGUAUACUGGGACAGAGGGGGUGGCGGUGGACGUGGUAUACUGGGACAGAGGGGUGGCGGUGGGCGUGGUAUAUUUGGAUAGAGGGGUGGCGAUGGACAUGGUAUACUCGGACAGAGGGGUGGGGUGGACGUGGUAUUCUUGGACAGAGGGGUGGUGGUGGACGUGGUAUACUUGGAUAGAGGGGUGGCGGUAGACAUGGUAUACUUGGACAG